AUGAAAAGUGACAACCAGGGCUUCUCAGGGGCCCCUCCAGCCUUCGUCCUCCUGGGUGUGUCUGACCGGCUGCGGCCGGAGCUCCCGCUCUUCCUGGUCCUCCUGCUGUCCUGCGUGCUGGCCGUGCUGGGGAACGUGGCCAUCAUCCUGGCAUCCCGGCGGGACCCUCAGCUCCGCAGCCCCCUGUCCCUCCUGGACCUCUGCUACACCACCGCCACCGUCCCUCAGAUGCUGGUCAGCAUGGGCAGUGCCAGGAAGGCCACCAGCUGCGGCACGGCGCAGUACGCGGUCUUCCGCUGGCUGGGAUGCUCGGAGUGCGUGGCCCUGGCCGCCGUGGCCGUGGACCGCUACGUGGCCAUCUGCGAGCCCCUCCGCCACGCAGUCCUCAUGCGCCACGCUCUCUGCCAGCAGCUCGUGGCUCUGGCCUGGCUCGGUGGCCUCGGAAGCUCGCGGGUGCAGGUGGGCCGGACCGUGCAGUCGCCGUUCUGUGGGCGGCAGGUGCUGAACAGCUUUUUCUGCGAGGUGCCGGCCGCGAUCGCCACAGUGAACGCCGCCACGCUGGCCGUGCUGGUGGCCGCCUUCGUGUUGGUGGCCCUGGCGCUCGUCCUGCUCCGCUGCGGCUUCACUGCCCGCGCGGUGCUCAGGGUCCAGUCCUCCGAGGGACGCCGCAAGGCCUCCGGGGCCUGCUCCCCGCGCCCGCCGGGCUCCCUCUCCCACCUGCCUGCCGUUCACAGGUGUCUGCAGCCCCCUUCCAGCCACUCCCAAGGGCAGGGCACGUUAAUUUCCCUCCUCUAUCCCAUAAUCAGCCCGAUCAAUCCCUUCGUCUACACGCUGAGGAACCCAGACGUGAAGGGAGCGCUGAGGAGACCCCUGGCCAGGAUCUGGAGCCUCUGCGGACGGUGA
Molecule: messenger RNA, 903 nt
Organism: Saimiri boliviensis boliviensis (Bolivian squirrel monkey)
Lineage: Eukaryota; Metazoa; Chordata; Mammalia; Primates; Cebidae
Gene: OR2B11
Product: olfactory receptor family 2 subfamily B member 11
Biological process (GO): G protein-coupled receptor signaling pathway
Cellular component (GO): membrane
Molecular function (GO): G protein-coupled receptor activity; olfactory receptor activity
Source: RefSeq, a predicted model, not a curated record